Molecule: messenger RNA, 3274 nt
Organism: Stegostoma tigrinum
Lineage: Eukaryota; Metazoa; Chordata; Chondrichthyes; Orectolobiformes; Stegostomatidae
Product: kelch-like protein 23
Exons: 3
Coding region: 189-1925 (578 amino acids)
Molecular function (GO): protein binding
Source: RefSeq, a predicted model, not a curated record
ACAGGGAAUGUCCGCUUGCAAUCUUGUGGCCUUUUGUGACAUGUGGGCACUUUAGUACAUACAGUGUUUGUAUGUUAUAGGGACCACAUUAAUUUGGUUGGAUAGGUUCCUUUUGCUUUUGUUGGGAAACGUUUUCUUGAGCUGCUUCCAAUUUGAUUGGACUGUACCAAUGAUGUCCUUUAAAAAGUAUGUGUUACUCUCAUUGGUUUAUUAAAAAUAGGUCAGGAUACCAGAUAUAUCUCUGGCCUGCAGCUUUUCUGUGGGUCAGGGUGAGGUGGGCAAUGGCCUUUGAGGUGACCAGCCACAAGGGCACGGAUUGUGCCGCUGACACCGUACUUGAAGUUGGCCACAGGCUGUUCCAUGUGAACAGGCGGCUGCUGGCAUCGACCAGCGAGUAUUUCCGAGCCUUGUUCGGGGGUGGUACCAGGGAGAGCUCGGAGAAUCACAUCGUGUUGCGGGGCCUGGAUCCCGAAGUCUUCCAGCUGCUGCUGGGCUUUGCCGCCCGGGGCCAAGUGAAUGUGGAGCGGCGGAAUGUGGAGGCUUUGCUGGAGGCGGCCGAUUUCUUGCUCUUUGACCGGGUCAAGCUGCUGUGCGCCACCUUCUUGCAGCGAGAGCUGAGAGUGGGGAACUGCGCGGGGGCCUUGGCCUUGGCCCGGCGUUUGGCCUGCCCCAGCCUAGCGGCCGCCGCCCGUGGUGUCGCCCUUACCCACCUGGCCGCCUUCAUGGACGACGAGGAAGAGUUCCUGCAGCUUCCGAAAGAGGCUCUAGCCGAGCUUUUGGCCAGUGACCACCUAUACGUGGCCAGAGAAGACCAGGUAUUUGAAGCGGUGAUGAAAUGGGCGAGUCACCACAACAGCAGGGAAAGUCACUUUCUGGAGUUGCUGGCCUUGGUCCGGGCCCCGUUCCUGAGCCUGUCUUUCCUCGAUCUGCUGAUUAAACGCUCCAAGUGCAGCCUGCAGGCUGACCCUCACAACAGACUCCUGAGAAUAUUAAAUCACAGCCUUCCCCAGAGUUGGACCAUGGCCCGGUCCCAGACCCAAAUCAGCAGGAGCUAUGAUACCAUGUAUGUUCUGGGAGGCAAACAUGAGCAAGAACAGCAGGAACUAUUUCAGUUUCACCCUCAAACGAACACUUGGCAAGCCUGCUCUCCUCUCCGACGCAGAAACCUCACCCAAUAUGCCGUAGCAACAGUAGGGAAUUUUAUCUUUGUGACAGGCGGCUACUUCCGAGAAAGUGUAGUAUGGUACUGUGUGGACUGGGUGCUGGUUUAUAACUCCUGUGAAGACAAUUGGAUGGAAGGACCGUCGAUGAAGCAGUCUCGUAACUGGCAUUGUGCAGUCGGUGUUGGGACGUACCUAUAUGUACUGGGAGGGAGCACUGAUGAGGCUGUCGUCGCUGAUGUUGAGCGACUUCCAUUGAUGGCCACAGAGUGGGAGAAAACAGCGCCCAUGAUGCGACCCGUGGAGAGGGCUGCAGUAGUCAGCAUUGGCACCAGUGUAUAUAUUUUGUGCGGGCUGGAUGAAAAUGGUGAUGUUUACAGUGGGGUGCAGCGGCUAAAUGUGGACAGUGAUGUUUGGGACGUGAUCUCCUUCUCCCCGCUUCCUCGAUAUGAUCUCUGUGCCACCAUUCUGAAUGGUGCAGUGUACGUCGUGGGAGGUCAGACGUUCCGUCUGGACACAGACACUGAUGAGUGGACUCCAGUGGAUGAGGAACUCUUCAAUCAAAAGUUCUUCAGUGGUUGCACAACUGUUAACGGGAGGAUCUUUGUCCUUGGGGAGAGGAGAGGGAACACAUCCACCCCAAACAUGAUUCUCUUUGAUCCCUAUACAGAAACAUGUCAAGUAGUGGAUGCAGCUGUGCCCUGUCCACUCCCUAUUCGAGGCUGUGUGUCCAUCCGAAAGUCCAACAUGAGAUUUGGAAUUUAAUCAGAUACAGUUUAAGGGAAUGAGUCACUUGUGUCCCUGGCCCUGUAUCUCUGCUGCCCUUUUGACAGUAGCAUCAAGAUGAGGGAAUUACAGUGCCAGCUUUCUCAGCUCAGGAGAGACCACAAUCACAACUGCUUUCUGGUUACCCUGGACAAAAUCUGGAAUCCUGAUUGACACCUCAAGUAAUGUCCAAUCAAAAAGUACCCUGAGACUCACGCUGAGGUAAACCGUCAAUGCACGGGGCUAUUUAUCCUGGUCUGCUUGACAGUGAGCUGAAUGUCAUUUUUUCGCCCUCAUUCGGGCUUUUUUUGCUUCCUGGCUUGAUGAAUAUAAUGUUUUCCUGGUCACCCUAUAAUAAACCUUAGCUCAACCACAACCCUAUUGCCUGUAUCCUUUUUCCCGUUUAUUCAUUCACAGGAUGAUGGUGUCACUGGCUCGGCAGCAUUUAUUGUCCAUCCCUAAUUUCCCAGAGGGCAGUUAAGAGUCAGCCACAUUGCUCUGGGUCUGGAGUCACACAUAGGCCGGACAAGGUAAGGGUGGCAGUUUCCUUCCCUAAAGGACAUUAGUGAAGUCUUUCCCCAAAAAUUGGCAAUGGGUUCAUGGUCAUCAUUAGACUCUUAAUUCCAGAUACUUAUUGAACUUAGAUUCCACCAUCUGCCAUGGUCGAAUUUGAACCUAUGUUCUCAGGACAUUAUCUGGCAUAACAGUAAUUCAUAAUACCACUAGGCCAUUGCCUCCCCUCUAUCCCAUCUUGCAACAAGUUUGGUUCUGAAGAAAAUUCAUGCUGGACUUGAAACAUUAACUCUCUUUCUCUCCAUGAACGCUGCCGGACCUGCUAAAUGCCUUCUUUUGCAGUUUAAGCAUCACCUGAGGGCUCUGACUGUGGCCUCUUAUGCAUCUCUUGUGCUGACACCCACUCCCUCCAACCUGCUAUUGGCAUUGCAAUGAGCCAGACCAUAUAUUCAGUAGAAUUCCUCCCUUUAUCCAGCUUCCUAUCUGCUGCUUUAAGACCUUUAUACCUGUUCUUGGUUCAGCAGCCAUUUUCCCAUUCCUUGUCAAUAUUGGAUAUUAAAGAGGUGAGUUGUUUACCUAGAGUCCUACUUAUUUGUACUGAUCUGCAGCAGACCAGAGCCAGUACAGUGAACAAUUGAUCAUUUUAUGGGUUUUCUUUUCUUUCUGAUCAUGCAUGUUUGUGUAUUCUGGACUGAAAACAAAGUUGGGCUUUUCUGCCACCAUUUGUAGCAUUGCUGUAACACAGUGGAAGAUUCCAGACAAUAUGCAUGCUAUCACAGAUGUUGGUGAGAAAGUCAGGAAAUUGGAUUCUUUGAAUAAAUUAAGUGUGAAAUUCA